GAAAGGCAAAUUGAUUGGAUUGAAUUGGCGCCGAGAGAAAAAAAUGGGUCAGAAAAAUUUUAGAGAUAAGGUGAUGUUUUUUUCUUCAAAAUCCCACUUUGGAAUUGAAAUGAAUGUGAAUCAAUGGCUUCUUGCAUCUUCAACAGUGUAUUUUACAGGUUGAAGACGACCCCCAGCUGUUCAUUUGGCAAAUGGAAUUGGAACUUUGGCAAUGGCAACAAGAAACAAGACAAACCCCAAAUCAAAUACCAUGAUAUUGUUCUUCCAUUCCCUCUUUCUCUCCUUGAAAAAACAUUCUUGAAACGUAAAGAACUCAAAUGCUGCUAUAAGGCCACAUCAGAUGGAUUCAGCGCUACCGAUUUCCACGCGUGUUGCGACUUCAAGGGACCAUGUGUCAUAAUUGGCUACACAGACAAAUCCUUCAAGUUUGGUGCAUUCAAUCCUGAGGGCUACAGAAGCACAGAUGACUACUACGACACUUUUGAUGCAUUCCUCUUCUAUUGGAAAGACAAUGAGGAUGAUGAUCCCAUCAUCUUGCCCAAGGUUGGGGGUAGUGGUGCAGCGCUAUUCGAUUACGCGAGGGGCGGGCCACAGUUUGGGGCUGAUGGAUUGCUCAUUGGCCCUCCUUUGGCACCUGUAAUGGGUGGCUUUGCUGGGCCAGACACGAACUCGGGCGUCGGGGACCUAAGGCAAGCGAGGUCUCGGCUUGGACUAUCUUAUGCCAAGAGAAAAGAUGGGAAGGACUCCAUUUUUGGAGAUGAAAAUAGAGCUGUUGUUGCUGAAGUGCAGGUCUUUUGUAGCCCUCAAAUAGCAAGCUUGUAUUGAAAGUGGAAUGAGCAAGCAGCCUCUAAAGGUGUUUUGCAUUUGAUGGUUAUGUAUAUUCCUAUUGCCAUGGAACUUUGUUCAUUGAUUCUUUGUUCUUACAGAAAUAAUAGUGAAUCGUUCAAAUUAUGAGGACAAAGCCCUAGUUCGUAAACAUAGUAAGAUAAUAUAAUAUAACGUACUAGUUUUAUUUUA
Molecule: messenger RNA, 1017 nt
Organism: Cucumis sativus (cucumber)
Lineage: Eukaryota; Viridiplantae; Streptophyta; Magnoliopsida; Cucurbitales; Cucurbitaceae
Exons: 2
Coding region: 124-825 (233 amino acids)
Source: RefSeq, a predicted model, not a curated record